AACUGUUGAGUUUCAUCGAAUGCAACUUCUACAGCCAAGUUAACACGCCGUGAAAACGACCAGAUUUGCGAGAUUAUCUCUUGUUGUUAUUGAUAACAGAGAGUACAGUUGUUACCAGUUUUUAAACGUACAACGCAAGAAAGAACACGAGAAGUGUCACUGUUAACUAGGUCAAGUCUUGACAGCUGAGUUGCGCGAUUCAACAAAAGAAACGCAGUCUGUUUCAGUGUGUCGAUGUUUGAGGGAUUCCGACGGGGAGAUGAUGACUGGCCAGAUGAAUCCACUGGAUUUGAGGGAUGAUGAGGUGGGAGAAGUGGCUGAAUCGGACUCCCUGGUAGACCCAGAAGAGGGAUGUGUGAGAGAUCAUCAGCUGGUUCUGUGGGCAGAUGCUGCUGAUAGGGACCGAUAUACCAUGUACAAUGUUCCACGUAGUUUGCCACCUAGUCUACCUGCCAGUACCACCAUCACGCCUGUCCCGUCAUCCCUCUGUAUCUACUCUGUUAAAGUGCCCUUUUCCAGUGAGUCAGAUAUUGGCACUGAUAUUUUUUCAGCUUGUCGUAUAUGCCAUUUACCUGGAGAUGAACAGGACCCUAUCUUUUCUCCCUGCAGAUGUUCUGGAACACUACAAUACAUUCAUUACAGUUGCUUACUGAAAUGGAUUCAGAUAUCUUCAAAGAAGUCCAGAAAGCCCCCAAGGUGUGAGUUAUGUCACUACCAGUUCCAUAGACACAAGAAAUUUAGGUUCCACUCUUGGAAGUUACCAAAGGUGAACCGCAGGGACAAGUGUCUACACACGAUUUUCAUACUGAACCUGCUAAUAAUGAUAUCCUGUGCCAUAGCCACUGUGAUGUGUUUCCUCUCUGAUAAAGGCCAGAUAACGAAGUUCCCUCAAAACCGGGCAGAACUAACGACGGAGGAAAUUAUUACGCUUUCAUGUGGAGUGCUUUUUUUUGUCUCCUUCUUCAUUGCUAUGUCUGUGGAGAUCAAAGCUAAACAUACUGUGUACAAAUUGGCAGUCAAGUUUCUUAUGCAAAACAUGGAGUGGGAAAUUGAAGAAUACGACCGGAAGAAAGACAAGCUGUAUAGCAGAACAGAAGAAUUUGUGUGAACAAGGACAUUAUCUUGUCAAUGCCUAUUUCUACAUUGUAGCAGAACCUCGAUCUAGAAGUUGUUUUAUCAGGUAAUCCCUGCACAAAGAAAGGUUUUUUCUUGUUCAUCUAUUUUUAAUCCCUUAGGAUACAAGAAAAAAAGUGGUUCCCUUUGUUUACUUGAACUGUGGACAAUAUUUUUCUUGUCGUCUGUCUUUUGUAUAUGGCAACAGCAGUGGUGAAGGCAGAGUACCUUGAGCUGAGACAGCUUUCUGUUAUUGGACCUCCAUGUGGGCAUUACUGUACUAAUUACUUUGUGCUGUGGCAUAUAAGUGCUGAACAAUAUUUGUAUGACAAAUACAGCCUUUCUUAGUUUCCCGGCUUCAUUUCUGGCACAGUCACGGGGACUAACAUUACCAGGAGAGGUUAUUGACUUGUGCCAGUGAACAUUCUGUGAUGUGUAUGGUGUCUUUGUGGCAUUUGUGUCCUUGAAGACAUGUCAGGCUUCAUUAUAUUUUAUCAAGUGGAGUACAUGAUUAGGGGUAUUGGAAAGUGUUACUUCCACGGUUAUCUGAUGUGAAGAACUCCUGUGGAAAUGUAAGAUUUUCAAGUAUGUACUUGUAGCUCAGCCUUCGCCCUUCAGGUAUUAUGCGAUUUCCAGCUCAGUUCUACAUCAAAUCAGCCGUUUUGGCCUGGACAUAAUUUCAGUUUCAUGUAGGUUUUUGCAGUGGUUAUAUAUGUAUUAGAUACCAAUGCACAUUUAUUCAUACAAGCAGCAUGACCUUUGCAAAUAAUCAAAUGCAAACUUCAUUUGAGGAUUGAAACUUUUGACUUGUCUCAUUUGGUUACACAGCAUUGUGUGUGACACACUUCAUCUUGCUUCAUGUACAAUUUUGUACAUAAACAUAGAAAACCAAAUAUUUAAUGGUAAGGGUACUUACUGCUAUCGUGGAAGUUGCAACCAUGUGCUGGAUUAAAUUUGCUUAGAGUGUAUACACGUGUACAUGUAUACAUGUGCUAAUCUUUCAGGGAGUUUUGUUUGUUACCUGCUGAUUCAUGAAGCAUGUGCUAAUAUUUGCUUUUCAUUUGCAGUAUACUGUCAUCUGUUUUAGAUUAAAUGUUCAUAUUUUCUGCAUUGUACAUGUAUAUAGAUAAUAAUAAUAAUAAUAAUACCUGCUAGGUGGUUACUGUUGUGCUAACAUUAAAUGUUUUAACUAAACAAAACCCAGUUAAUAAUGUUGCCACUUGUGUGCAAAAUGUGCUACUGUAUCUGUUAAAAAUGUGACAUUGGAUCUAACUGCCCCCCUGGAAGUAAUUUAUGUUGAUUGAAAGAAAUAGAGGGGAUUGUUUGCACUAGCAAUAACUGAAAAUGGCUAGUGACAUUAGAGAGAAGUUCAUUGGAAUUUAUCAGAAAACAUCUGCCAUUAAGCCUGUGGGAAAAUCAGCUAUUGCUGCAAGUGUUGCAAAGAUAAAUCAGGGUGUAAUGGUAAUUUUAUAAUCGUAUUAAGUAUACAUAAUCAUUCAAUAUGUACAUGGGGCUCUACCAAUAUUGUUAAUUUAAAAUAAUGUCUGCAUAAUGUGCUAACUUCGCACAGUACUGGUUAUUAUUUUAUAGACAUGAUCUAUAUUACCUUAGUGUAUUUUACCUCUAUUCAAGUUACAACCUGUUUAUGUAAAGAUAUUUUUGCUGUUGAGUUUGUUUCUUCACUGAUGUUUAAAGUGUGAGUCCUGAAGACCUGAUCUACUUCUACUUCUUUGAAGAUUCAUAUAAUUAUAUUUUUUUAAAAUAUGUUCAAACUGGAAUCUCAAGGUACAUGUUCAACAUAAACUGCCUGGCCAAUGGACAAGCUCAACUGUGAUGGUGUCAACAUGGUGUUUUUCUUUUGUCUUGUUUUUUCCCCAUUGUUUCCUGUACAUGUACCAUUGUGUGUCUUCAAAGUUCAAGCCAUAUGCCAGGCAUAAAAAAACCUCUCCUUUCAUUUAGUGUAAUCAUACAUAUUGUGCAUAAACAAUUAAACUGCAGUGUAGUUAUUUAUGUACAUGUAUGUCACCUUAUUUUGUAUUGUUGACAAGAUUCAUGGUAAUAAUUUGCUUGUAUGAGGACUAUAAUCCAUGAUUUGGGCGAUGAUUAAGUGAUAAAACAUGUCUUGGACUGAAGUGAAAUAUUAGUGUACAGGAGGUUACUGUUAGUUGCCUUUUUCGCAGUACCAUGUUUUGAUUUGUGAGAGAAAAGGGAGAGAAGAUACUGUAAUAUGUCCAGAAAGUAUUGGAAACUACCAAUAUAUUUUAUGAAUUACAGUGGGCUUGCAGUAUACAUAUAGGUGUAUAUAAGAUCAGUAUUAAGGUGGUAUACAUGUACCCUGAUUUGUUACAUGUACCAUUUUUUUCGCUUCAUAAGAAGAGGGAAUGAUGUGCAUUUUUGUACAUGUGCAUCUGGGAUUCACACAAGUCAAAUAUUCACGGAUGAGAUUGGAAUUAAAUGAGAGUGUUGUUUCAGAAUACACAGUGUCGUAGGUAGCGUUACAUAUGGAAUGGGUCUAACCUUCAGUCAGUUGUCUGGAAGAGAGAUGAUGAUUUUUAUGCCACCUUGUAGUUCACUUUGUUUACAGUACACCGAGUUUACAGCUCUAAAAUUUGCUAUAUUUCAUGGGAAAUAUUACUUUUAGGGUUUAAAUAUUAUCUUGUGUUGUGGUAGAAAAAUCUGUACCUUACAUGUUGGACCAUGAGAAAGUGAAGACUGACCAAAUUCGAAGUGCUUAGUCCAGAUUAUGGUGCUCAUGUAAGCUACAUGUAUCUACAUGUACUUUUGUUCAAGGCUGAGUAUAUGUAUAAAAUAAUGCUAGUGCCUGUCGCUGUUGUUGAUGGAAAUUCAAGAUAAAUCCCUGAAGAUUGAAACUGUCGUCAAUUUAGCAAAUUACAUGUAUUCAAAUAUAAUAACAAAUGUAAACCACACUUUUGAACUACUGAAACUGAGGAAGAAAUCAAUGUUUGAUUCAAGACCACUAUGCGUGUGUUAUACUUUUUUUACACACAACAUUCCUCUUUAUGAAGCAUAUAUAUUAUAUGUAAGACGUCACCCUUAGAAGACCCCCCCCCCUUGAGUCAUCACUGAUGUUUACAAGACUGUAAAUACUUGAGAUAUGUGACCUUUGGGGACUGAGGUGCAACCACACUCAACAAAAGGUCAUGAGUGUUGCCAGUGACCUGAUUUGAUGGUUGAAAACGUCGAAUAUUGGGUCACUUUGCUCACUAUAAUGCUGGUGUCCAGCAUAUGGUUGUGAGAUCUACUAUUUUAGGGCUAUAUUUAACUUGGUUGGGGAAAGCAUUAUAAUGGGGUUAAUGAUAUGUUCUGCAGCAUGCGGUAACGAGCUAUUGAUAGCCUUAGGCAAGUGUCUUGCUGACCUCAGAAACCAGAGCUGCCAACACCCUACCCAUGACCUUUCCGAGUAACUGGUAAACACCCCAAGCUUUCUGAUAGCUGUGUCCAGUGAUAUCAUACCUAUACAAAUAUCACUGACAUGUUGAAGGCACUGUGCAGUAUUUACAGGUCCUAAUCUAGGUGUUGUAGGUCUGGUACACUUUUGUCUCGAUGGAAGAGUGGGAUCAUUUUGCCUAAAAAGGACGCUUUUGGGUGAAACUGGAAAAGGAUAGCCUCUCGGUAUCACAGACUGAAUUAACCUAGAUUAGACCCUGAAUUGCUUAGAUUGUAUAAGAGGUUAUGACUAAGUUAAAUAACGUUCAUUUUGAUAACAUCUGGAACGUCUGGCGUUUUCGUAUACAUCCCACAGUACAGUUGCUUGGCCUCUUCCUCUGAUUAGAGCUCAUGUAAUUCAGCAAAAUUUAUCUGCAUUCAUGAUGGGUUUUUCUCUCUGCUGUGCAUCAGUGUAAGAACAUACAUAGUAGAGUAGUGGGGCGUUACAAAGAAUGAACCAUUUCAUUGUGCUUGGAGUACACUGACCUGUUUUGCCUUGCGUGUGACGGUUUGUCGCCUUAACUAUCACUGAAAGGAACAAGGGUUAAAAUAUGGAAUAAGUUUAGGGACCCAAUACAGCCCAGGCUCAUUUGUUAAAAUUAAUUAUCACUAAAUGAUUGUUGGACAUAGGGAUUGUAUUGAGAACCUUCAAGGCCAGCAAAGGAAUUAUCUCAAUUUAAAUUAAGUAAUUACACUACAGUGUGUCAAAUAAGUAGAAUCUGUUAAUGGUUUUUAUUUUAUUGUUUAUUGCUUCUCAGAAGCUGGGAUAUCUUGUACAUAUAUCCUACGUUAUGCUGCUUUUGAGGGAAACUGGAAAACUACAUGUCUGUGUACAGGUAAUUCACGAAAUAUUUUGCUUGAAAAUGUAUCACAUCGUCUUGUAUUAUAAUAUGGAUAUAACUAUUUUAGUAAUUAGAAUUAUAGACUUGUAAAUAGACGUGGAUGGCAAACGUUCAUUGGCAACAUAGUUCCAAUUUUUUUACUAAGUGCUGUAAAUAUGUACAGGGAUCAUAUGAUCGCGUGAUCUUGCCUUUUCUGAGAAAAGAUGAUUUAUGUAUUGAUUGUACAUACGUACAGCUGCCUACCCCUCUCAGUAUAUGUACAGAUGCUAUGUGCUUGAUAUUAUUUAACUUGUUAAUAUCAUGAA
Liolophura sinensis is the source of this 5707-nucleotide messenger RNA. RefSeq names its product E3 ubiquitin-protein ligase MARCHF8-like. Lineage: Eukaryota; Metazoa; Mollusca; Polyplacophora; Chitonida; Chitonidae. Gene Ontology annotation, molecular function: zinc ion binding. The coding region runs from base 260 to 1108 and encodes 282 amino acids. The transcript has 4 exons. The record is from RefSeq and is a predicted model, not a curated record.